Molecule: messenger RNA, 3314 nt
Organism: Etheostoma spectabile (orangethroat darter)
Lineage: Eukaryota; Metazoa; Chordata; Actinopteri; Perciformes; Percidae
Product: D(1) dopamine receptor-like
Exons: 1
Coding region: 171-1520 (449 amino acids)
Biological process (GO): positive regulation of MAPK cascade; G protein-coupled dopamine receptor signaling pathway; adenylate cyclase-activating adrenergic receptor signaling pathway
Cellular component (GO): plasma membrane
Molecular function (GO): G protein-coupled receptor activity; dopamine neurotransmitter receptor activity, coupled via Gs
Source: RefSeq, a predicted model, not a curated record
AUGCACCAGCUGGUGCUGCAUGUGGUCCCCAGUAAAUCUGCUCUGCGCACGGAGCAACAACCCAGAUCAGUCCGACUGGAGAAAAACGCGCGCUCUUUAGUAUUGCUUUUGUUUGUUUGAAUUUCUUGUCCUUCUAGUUUGACAAAUGGCCGGGCGCACUAGAAGAGGCAAUGAAUAACACAACCGGCUUUGCGCUGGUCAGUGCCGGCAACCGGGAGGAGUUGUCGGCGCUCCGAGCUUUAAAAGGCUGCGUCUUGGUGCUGCUUAUCAUUUGGACGCUUUUUGGCAACAUCACGGUUUGCGCAGCAGUUUAUCGCUUCCGGCACCUGCGCGCCAAAGUAACCAACAUCUUCAUCGUGUCCCUGGCUCUGUCGGACCUCCUGGUUGCCGUGCUGGUGAUGCCGUGGAAAGCUGUGGCUGAGGUGGCUGGUUACUGGCCGUUUGGAGGGUUCUGUAAAACCUGGCUGGCAUGCGACAUCAUGUGCUCCACGGCCUCCAUCCUCAACCUGUGCCUCAUUAGUGUGGACCGAUACUGGGCUAUCUCCAGCCCUUUCCUCUAUGAGAGGAGUAUGAACAAGAAGGUGGCCUCUGUUAUGAUAGGUGUGACCUGGGCAGUCUCCCUGGUCAUCUCUUUCGUCCCCGUACAGCUGAACUGGCACCGUGCAGAGAUGGGUGAUCCACAUGGGGAUUUGACGCUUCUUGGUGUUGAUGGGAGCUGUGACUCCAGCCUGAGCCGCACAUACGCCAUCUCAUCGUCCCUCGUAAGUUUCUACAUCCCCGUAGUUAUCAUGAUUGUCACAUACACUCGCAUCUACCGGAUAGCCCAGAUGCAGAUCCAGAUGAUAUCCUCUCUGGAGCGGGCGGCGGAGCACGCGCAGAACUGCCGCUCGGAAGUACCUGAACUUUGUCCUCACCUGUUCACGAAAAUUGGUGCCAACUCACAUCAGUCUCAUAUCAAUCUUCAUCCUGAUUCUCAGCGCUCCAAUCAGUCACACCGGGAGCUUAGAGUCUCCAUCAGAAAAGAGACGAAAGUCCUCAAAACUCUAAGCAUCAUCAUGGGUGUUUUUGUCUGCUGCUGGUUGCCAUUUUUUGUGCUGAACUGCGCUCUGCCCUUCUGUACUGGACCGGAGGACCAGCGGGGCCCAUACUGCGUCAGCGAAAACACCUUUGAUGUCUUUGUGUGGAUCGGCUGGAGCAAUUCGUCCCUCAACCCGGUCAUCUAUGCGUUUAACGCGGACUUCAGAGACGCCUUCCUGCGCUUGUUGCGCUGCCGCGGACCAAGCUGCUGCGCAGCGGUGAGCGCAGCGGUGGAGACAGUGAUGGCGAGCAACGAGGCCGGAAACUUAAAGCAGGAGAGCCCUCUGAGACUGGACGUCUCCUGUGCCAUGAAUACCAGGGGAAGCGAGGACAGCGGGAACACAUCUGUAACUGUGUUUUAUCACAGAGCGACUUCCUUAGAGCAGGUCACGGACACUGAGGAAAGUAACGACAAAGACAGACUUACGCAGAUACCAAUAUAAGGAACAGCAUUUGCAAAGGACCAGGAAAAAUAUGCAAAGAAGGUGGAUAGUGUGCACAUCAGACCCCAGCAGGCCUAUAGUAAAGAGGCAGGAAUUAAGCAUUUAAGCAUAGUGAAUUUACUCCCAGAUCUUUAACGUCAAUCUGUACAAAAGCUGCAGCUGCAUGUAGACAAAGAUGUCCUUAGGAGAUCUGAUGAUGACAAAAUAACAUAAAAACUGUGUUUUCAUGAGCAUAGUACAUCUCUGGGAGUAAUUGUGUUGGAGCUAUAAUCUUUUUAAUGAUGUGUGUGCUACAGUGUAUAGCUCAUUUUUGCUCACAUUAUGCUUACCCAACAAAUACUUUGUAGUCUAGUAGCCUAGGAAUGGAUUGCAGUUUUUGGAAAAAUUCAAUGAGAGGACUACUUUUCUAUUUCCAGUAGCAAGAAAAGUAUUGACAGGUCCAGAUCUGGGUAAAAUGAGGCCUAUCAGCAAGAUUACAUAAAAUAAAAGAGGUGACUGGGGUUUUCUGCAGUUAAAUUGAUUUAAGAAGAAAUUUGGAAGGAAAUAAGUAAUUUCCUUUUUUGACCGUGGCACUUAUUUGGGUCAUUUUCUAAGAAACAGCUAUAGGCCUACAUGCCAGAACAAAACAGAGUGAGACAAUUAGUUCAGUAUUGAAUCAAGUUGGGAGAGGUGUAAUCAUCUCUCCCCUCAUUCAUUUAGUUUUAGAUUAGAAUUGAUGUUGUACAUGGAUGAUAAAACACCUUAAAAUCAAAUGGUGAAGUAAUAUGACAAAUUUCAAAAGUAUUUUCAGAUUAUAUACGUUACCACAAACAAGUCAAAUAUCUCAUUCAUUUUACUGUGAAAACACUGACAUAUUUACCCUUGUAUUGUUGGCUUCCAUUCAAGGCCUUUCCCCAUCAUGAAGAGACAGGACAGGAUUUCUCUGAAUCUCUAAAAAUGGGAUUAUGUAACUAACUCACUUUAGCACCUGUCAGCUGUGCAUCUUGUGUGGAUGCACUGUGCACUCUGUUUCCCCUUCUAUCCCCUGGAAGAAACAAACAUGAAUAAUUUGUAAAGGUUCUUCCUGUGAAAGAUGCCCUGACCAGUGAGAAUGGAGAAUAUAGAAGCUUUUUACAGUGACAACUGUGCUCCAUGAUGAAUUCUCUGCAGAUUAACAUCUGUUCAUUUUUGUUUAAUGAGACACCCUUGUUAGUGUUAAAUAUGAAAGCGGGUGUUACAGCCUCAAGGAGAUACAAACCUUAAUGGAGCCAACAAGAUUUAUGAUCCCAUCCUAAGCAAAUAUUUUGGUGGUUGUGAUUAAAUUACUAUUACAGGAUUACCCCCACAUACACUUUAUUACUGAACGUUAGUUGAGAAUAUUGAUACCACUCUCAUAAAAAGCGGUAUGGAUUAUUUUAUCUAACUGCAAGAAAGAGAAUAAUUGUUUUUCCCAAAAAUGUCAAAGUAUUCCUUUAAAGUACACCACAUGAAUCAAUGAAAUAACUGAUAGAUAGUCUUAAUUCCCAAUUUCAGUGAAAAUGUAUGCAGUUAUCACAUGUAUUGUCUUUAUUAGGCACCAGUGAAAACAUAUCUGUGUUAAUUUGGAUUAUGCAAGAGUGAGAAAACAGAGAUGGUACAGGAUGCUGAAUAACUGUUUGCACAGGGGAAGCGUGUGCAGACUUUUGCUAUUCGCUGUGUAAUGGGCAUGUAACCUACAUAGGACAUCCAUCAGCUGUAGGCUUCUCUAACUAAUGUAAGAAUAGUAACCAUACCAAAGAGGAUUAAUAAAACAUAGGUCAAAUACAUUUUUAAAAA